AUGUAUGGACCUCCAAGGACUUUUGAAAGUAUAUUCAUAUCAAAAGAAGUUAUAUGGAAGCAUCAGGCCUGGAACUCCUACUACAACAAACUAUUCUUGGUAAUGGGCUUUUCAUUUUAUCUGCUCCUCCUAUUUGUUGACUUGGCUUUAUGUUCCUCAUGGCUUCAAGGACGAACGCUUCCCCAUAUGACUUCAGAUGUCAAUGAAGUCUCAGGCAAGUCCUUCGAUUACAUUGUCGUUGGAGGAGGCACCGCUGGCUGUCCCCUAGCUGCAACCCUCUCUGAGAAAUUCUCAGUGCUCUUGGUGGAACGAGGUAGCUCACCAUAUGGAAAUCCCUUGGUGUUGGAAACAAAGAACUAUGGGCUCUCAUUGCUUCAAACUGAUAAAUAUACAUCAGUUGCACAGAGCUUUAUCUCCAAUGACGGUGUUCCCAAUCUCAGAGGAAGAGUUCUAGGAGGAUCAUCUGCUAUAAAUGGUGGGUUUUAUAGUAGAGCAAGUGAGGAUUUUGUCCAAAAAGUUGGGUGGGAUAAGGAGGCGGUAAUGGGUGCUUAUCAAUGGGUGGAGUCGAGAAUUGUCUUUAAACCUGAAUUGACCCCAUGGCAGUAUGUUGCUGAGUUUAGCUUUCUUGAAGCAGGAAUUUUCCCAUAUAAUGGUUUUAGUUUGGAGCAUAUUGAGGGAACAAAGGUUGGUGGGAGUGUAUUUGAUGAAUGGGGACGAAGACACACGUCAGCUGAUCUUCUAGAGGCAGGGAAUCCAAACAACAUCACAGUUCUUUUAAAUGCAACUGUGAAGAAUGUCAUCUUUCGUGAAAAAGGUAACAGAAAUGAGACAAUAGCUAGAGGCAUAAGAUUCAUCAAGAGCGACGGCAAUUCGAGCCAAACUUACGAUGCUUACCUCAACCAGGCAGAGAACUCAUGUUCAUGGGGUGAUGUGAUACUAGCAGCAGGGGCCUUAGGCAGCCCUCAGAUUUUAUUGUUAAGUGGCAUUGGCCCUCAGAAACAUAUAAAGAAGUUCAAUAUCCAACUAGCAGCCGACUUAAAGGGGGUUGGAAAAGGAAUGAAAGACAAUCCUGGCAUUGCACUCUUAGCUGACUCUAAGCCCAAAAAUUUCCCACCAGAACCUCCAAAAGUUGUCGGCAUAGCAGAUCACUUCAAAAUCAUAAUUGAGGCAGGAAUUUUACCUAUUAGCCUCAAUGCAACAGUAAUGCCAAUUGCUGCCAAACUUGCGUUUCCAGAAUCAGAAGGAAAGCUAGAACUGAACAGCACAGACCCCAGAGAAAACCCAUCAGUGACUUUUAACUAUCUAGCAAAGGAAAAGGAUUGGGCAAGAUGCGUAAAGCUAGGGCAGUUGCUUGAGCGAGUUGUAAGGUCUGAAUCAAUUGCUUUCUUCCUGGGGUUGGAACGCAAAAAUGAGUUGAUGUCCACUGAAGAUGAGCUAAGAAAAUUGUGCAAGAAGAAUGUGAGGACCUUCUACCACUAUCAUGGUGGUUGCUCUGUGGGGUCAGUUGUUGACAAAGAUUACAGGGUAUAUGGUGUGAAGGGAUUAAGAGUAGUUGAUGGAUCAACCUUCCUGGAAUCACCAGGCACAAAUCCAAUGGCCACCCUGUUGAUGCUUGGAAGGUACCAAGGGAUCAAGAUUCUUGAAGAUAGAAAUUAAUUAUGCUUAAAAAACCCAUCAUAUCCCAGACUUUCAUCAACUUGUAUUAGCCAAUUACCAUGUACAUAUUUGAAUAAAAAGUUUCAGUUUUUUUUUUUU
Molecule: messenger RNA, 1755 nt
Organism: Prunus dulcis (almond)
Lineage: Eukaryota; Viridiplantae; Streptophyta; Magnoliopsida; Rosales; Rosaceae
Product: (R)-mandelonitrile lyase-like
Exons: 4
Coding region: 1-1656 (551 amino acids)
Molecular function (GO): flavin adenine dinucleotide binding; oxidoreductase activity, acting on CH-OH group of donors
Source: RefSeq, a predicted model, not a curated record